AAAGUGCUACGCAUUGACGACGCGAAGAAUCGGUUCUCGGGGUACAGUGCACGAAACACGAUGGAGGAAUCACGUUCUACGGUCGACGUGACAGCGAUCGAGCUGCUGAAACGGCUGCUCGAAAUUCUCGACGAGGAGAAUGCGUUCGAUCGGUCGGGCAACAAACCCGUGGUGCGGUUCGUUCAACCGGACCAGUUGCGGGAACGGCUGGACAUCGAUCUGUCCGAGCAACCGGCCAGCCUGGCGGAAAUCGAGACGGCGAUACGACAAACGAUCAGAUACUCGGUGAAAACGUUCAGCCCGCACUUCCACAAUCAACUGUACGCCGGUGUCGAUGAAUACGGUUUGGUUGGAUCAUGGUUGACGGACGUGUUCAACACGAGCCAGUACACGUACGAGGUAGCGCCUGUGUUCACGUUAAUGGAACGGCAAGUGAUCGAGAGAUCUUUGGAACUGGUCGGCUAUCCACCGAUGCCAGACGGAGACGGGAUGCUGAGCCCAGGCGGCAGUAUGUCCAACAUGUACGGUAUGGUGAUCGCGAGAUUCAAAAUGUUCCCGGAGAUCAAGACAAAGGGCCUCGCGGGGCUACCGCCGCUCGUCUGUUUCACCAGCGAGGGUGGCCACUACUCGAUCACGAAGGGAGCUCACUGGUUGGGUCUUGGAACCGAUCAUGUCUACAAGGUCAAGACCGACGAGUUGGGUCGUAUGCGACCGGACGAUUUACGGGCAGGCAUCGCGGAAGCAAGAAAACAAGGCCACCUACCGUUCUUCGUCAACGCCACCUGCGGGACGACGGUCCUAGGCGCUAUCGAUCCGCUACCGGAAAUCGCGGCGAUCUGCCGUGAAGAGAAUAUAUGGUUACACGUUGACGCUUGCCUCGGCGGUACGCUACUGUUGUCGGAAAAGUAUCGGACGCGAUUAACUGGAAUCGAGCUCUCGAAUUCUGUGGCGUGGAAUCCGCACAAGAUGCUCGGCGCACCGUUCCAAUGCUCGCUGUUCUUGGUCAACGGUAAGAAUAUGUUGCACGAGACGAAUUGCGCUGGCGCGAGGUACCUUUUUCAACAGGACAAGCAUUACGACGUAUCGUGGGACACGGGCGACAAGAGCUUGCAAUGCGGACGAAAGGUGGAUGGCCCCAAGAUGUGGCUGAUGUGGAAGGCCCGAGGAACCAGAGGUCUUCGCGAAUCCGUGGACCUGGCGAUGCACGCGAUCGAGUACUUCUACGAACGGAUCAAGGGCCGCGACGGUUUUCGGUUGGUUCUUCCCAGCUACGAGUGCUGCAACGUUUGCUUCUGGUACGUGCCACCGAGCAUGCGCGGUCAAGAGGAGACGCCCGAAUGGUGGGACAAUUUGUACAGUAUCAUCACGAAGAUCAAGGAACGCAUGAUGGUCGAAGGAUCGCUGAUGGUUGGCUACACGCCGCUGUCCUACAAAAAUGUGGGCAACUUUUUCCGGAUGGUCGUCACCUGUCAGCCACCUCCGACAGAGGCUGCUAUGGAUUACGCGAUCGAGAAGAUCGAGAAGUUCGCCGUUGACUUGUGAGCGGACUGAUAUACGGGUGUAUUGACUCAUUCUCGACGUGUUCUUUUCUGUACGGGCGUGUUAUUAUUGCAUCAGUUGCGAACGGAAGACGCGAUACACCACGAC
This is a messenger RNA of Dufourea novaeangliae, 1647 nucleotides long. Its product is annotated as cysteine sulfinic acid decarboxylase-like. Bases 61 to 1542 code for a protein of 493 amino acids. Gene Ontology annotation, cellular component: cytoplasm. Gene Ontology annotation, molecular function: carboxy-lyase activity; pyridoxal phosphate binding. The transcript has 8 exons. NCBI's taxonomy places the organism in Eukaryota, Metazoa, Arthropoda, Insecta, Hymenoptera, Halictidae. Gene Ontology annotation, biological process: carboxylic acid metabolic process. The record is from RefSeq and is a predicted model, not a curated record.